AAAUUAUAUCAUUCAAGCAUAGGACUAGAACUAGCACCAGUCCCCACACAGAAUACACCAGUGAUCUUGAAGAGAAAAACGCGACUUCCUAAUUUGGUCAAAUAUGAAUGCGCUGAACAAAGCAUAGGAAUUUAUGACCUUGAAACAACAGGUUUUGGGUCUGAGGCUGAACUUAUCCAACUGGCAGUACUCAUACAGGGAAGGAUGUUCAACAGAUACAUUAAACCAAGAAAUGCAAUACCCAGAAGAAUCACAAGACUUACUGGCAUAGAAAAAAUUGGCAACAUAAUGUAUGCUGAAACAUGUGCAGUAGAAAGUGUACCAUUGUCGGUAUGCCUACAAGAGCUGUUGAUAUUUCUGCCUACAAAUUCAACCCUUCUAGCUCAUAAUGGGAACAGCUUUGACAACCCACGUUUGACAAGAGCUAUUACUCAGUCAAACCUAGAUUUUUCUAAAAAGCUCGACGGGAUGGGGGACACCAAGACUGUCUUCAAGAAGGUGUGGCCCAUGUUAACAUCAUACAAACAAGCUGACCUGGCAGCUCUCAAACUGCCUGCUGAAUCGUUCAGACAACACAAUGCUGAGGAGGAUGUUAGAAUACUACAGUUGUUAUUCGAACAGGCAAUGAAGGAGAACAGGAUCCGUACUGUUACAUGUCAUACAUUAAAGUCAUUACAGAUGAGGUACUGCUGACAGCUGCUAAUACCAUGGCAACAGAUUACUGGUAGAAAACACUUCUAACACGCUAAUGACAAUGUAUAACAGUUUUUCUUGACAUGGAAGGAACA
Owenia fusiformis is the source of this 788-nucleotide messenger RNA. The record is from the annotation of a GenBank genome assembly. Lineage: Eukaryota; Metazoa; Annelida; Polychaeta; Sabellida; Oweniidae.